Messenger RNA from Paramecium tetraurelia, 13830 nucleotides. RefSeq lists its product as uncharacterized. Lineage: Eukaryota; Ciliophora; Oligohymenophorea; Peniculida; Parameciidae. Gene Ontology annotation, molecular function: calcium ion binding. The record is from RefSeq and is a predicted model, not a curated record. The transcript has 8 exons.
AUGUCUUAAGCAUAUCAAUAGAUGAAUGAUGAACACCCUAAUGAAAUCGAGAUUCCUGUUAUUAAACCGCCCAAUUAACAGGAUAACGUAGCUCAACAAAGCAACCAAGAAAAAGCUACAAAAGUGCAAAAAAAUAAGAAGAAGGUAGCUGAUUCAGAAUCAUCCUCCUCUUCGGAUGAUGACAAUAAACCCAUAGUUAAGAAAUCCGACUCUGGUGCUAAGAAGCAUGGGGAUAAAACGAAGUCUCUUUAGUUAUAAUAAAUGGAGUUAGAAGAACAUAACAAACAAGCACUAAAAUGGGCAAUCCGUCUAAGAUCCUUCAUUCGAAUUAUAUUUUUAAUCAUAACAACAACAGUUUUGUUUACAGGCUUCUAUGUAAUAUUCGAAUUCUUUGCCUUUUAUGACGGUAUUUAAAAAAUACCAGCAAACUCAAGAUUGACUAUGAAUGUUACAAAUUGCAGAAUGCAUAUUAUAGAUAGCGAAUACCAAAUCACUAAAUCAAUGUCCUCAAUCAAAUAUCUAGGUGCAAGCAUAACCACCUUAAAAAAGAGAAACUCACAUACCCAAAGUCUAAAUUAAACGACCUUAGAGGGACCAAAAUUAGGUGAUGCGAUUGAUGAAAGUUCAAGCUUACUCAUACCAGAUUUUGCACUUGAAUAUUCAAUCCCAGGAAGAUUCAAUAUCGAUCCAAAUGCAAACACUUCGACGAUCUCAGAAGAUAUUUAAGGUAGUAAUUAUAGUUACGAAUUUACUAACUUAUUGUCUGAAUAAAGUUGUUAAAUUGAUCUCCACGUCUACAAACAAGCAGUUCUUGAUGAUUUAUCAAUAAAUUGUUUUGGAUCUUGUUUUAUAGUGAUGAACUCCAACAAUAUAUCGUAUAACACAAUCAAUAUUACAGGAGAAUUAGUUGAGUUGAAUGCGGUAAAAUUAGUAACCAAGAAUUUGACCUUCAACAGUAUUUAAGGAAGAUUCUAAGGAAAUUAUUUAUAAUUUGAAUAGUUCUCUGAUGUUCGACUAGAAAAUGGCGAUAUCGUAUUUUAAACUGAUAAUGAAAUGAUGGUUAACUGGACUCAUGCCAAUCCACAUUAUUGUUAUGCAGCUCCAGUUAUUGCAAAUCCAAUUGUCGUUGGUUGUCAAGAGGCACCAGCAUCUGAAGUAAAGGCCUUUAUUCAAGGAGUUGGUACUGGAAAGAAGAAGAAGAAGAAGGAUGAAGACAAAGAUAAGGAUGAUGAUGAUAAAGAUAAAGAUAAGAAGGAUGAGAAAAAAGAAAAAAAAGAUAAAGGAGGCGAAACAGAGUUUUUAAGUUUAGAGGAUGAAAUUUAUGAAAGCUUUUUUGCUGAUGAACAUGAAAACUUAUAAGGAAACAUCAUCUUAUUACCAUUUGUAGAUACUUAUAAUGAUUCCAAACAAUUUCAAGUAGAAUUAGAUUCAAUCACUCACGAAGAAGAAAAAGCUGCUGCUGUUCCUAAAAAGGAUGCUGACCCCAAACAGGAUGAUAAAACUAAUCCCAAAGCCAAUAUGUAGAGUAAAACAAAAGAUGUAAAAGAAAAACAGGCUAUCCUAUUCCAACCAUCUUGUUUUGGUAAUUCAAUCUUCUGCUAAUCUUUGGAAUGCUAAAGUAUCAAAGAUGCCUUAAAAAAAACUAACAACACAAUUAAACCAACCAAUUCAACUGACUAAAAUCAAGGAAAACCUUCAGGAUCAUAAUUAAGAUUCUUGAAAGAAGGGGAUGAAAUAGCAAAGGAUGAUAAAAAUGAGACUGGCAAGGACGCCAACAAAACAGAAGCUAAAAUUGAUUACAAAGGAAUCUAUGCAGAAGCAUAAAAGAAAUUACCUCACACAGUACCAGCAGGUUUGAGAUUCUUAAACGUUACUGGAAGAUUUGGAAAUGUUUAUGUGAACAUUAUCAAAAGAUAAAAUAAGACUGUUACAACCAAGGAUACUGUUAUUCAUGGAUUAAGUUAUGCAUCAGGAAGUGUCGACUUUGAUUUACCUAGUUAAAAAACUCUUAGACAUUAUCUCAAAAUGGCUGAAGAUCCUCAUAACUUUGAUCCCAAUUUUGUCCUUAAGGUCGGAUCCAAAAUCACUAGAUCUGAUAAUUAUCAAUAAUGGUCAUUGACUUACAAUCCUGCUUACUCAUAUGUAAAACCUUGGUGGAUGGGUACUUUCUCAUUUACUUUGAUGAGUACAGCAUCAUGGACUUUGGAUUUGAAUUUGAGUCCAGGAUUCUGUCCCUAUCAUCCUGCUUUAGAUUUGGAUGAUAUUUACAAUACUAGAUUCUUGAUCGGAAAGUACUUUGAAAAAGCUGAACACUCUAUUACAACAAUUUCAUGGUAAAAUUCAGUUAAAUUUCCAACUGAAAACUAUCCAAAGGAAGCCACAGGUUUACGUAAAUACAUUGAAUCUAAUAAUGAAUUUGAAAGAUGGAUUGAAAUUGUUAAAUUGAAUGAAACAAGCUAUUAAUUAACAAACAUCAACUUAGAUUAAAGUCCAGCAACUCAAUGGGCUGUCUAUGUAUCAGUCCUCAUCUCAAUAUUAACAGCCUUCUUUUUAAUGUUGGGAGUACUUUACAUGAUAAAUUCAGUUUACAAAUAAAUUCUAGAGUAGGUCGCUGCAACCAAUAAAUAUAGUGGUAUUGAAAAAAAGAAUGAUGCUGAUGGAGCCUAACCUUUAAUGAAAAUUGCUCCAGAAAAGGAAGAUAAAGAUGACAAAAAGAAGGAUGAUGGUUCUGAUAAAAAAGAUGAUACAGACAAAAAGAAAUAAUCUUCAUAAGAUAUGGAAAUUGUUUUAAACAUGAAUUUAGGUAGAUUACUAUUUCAAUUGUUUGUUUUGGCCCCUCCUCUAUCAGCCUUCAUAGAUUAUCUAUGUGUAUUGAUAAGCAAAAAGUACAUCAACUCAGCUGAGGAAUUCUAUACUCACUUGUUUUAAAAGAAAUAAAAAAGUAAUACAGAUUCAGAAUUACAUAAUUUGACAACAGAGUCAAUUCUAGGAAAUGAGAUGAAAACAUUGUAUGAAAAGUUUUGUUUCCUCAAUGGUUUCCUUGAGUAAAAGUUGGAUGACGAGAAGAAUCUCAAAUUACUCAAGCAAAAGGGCUUUAAGAUUACCCUUAAGGAAGAUGCCCAAACUGAAUCUUACAUUAGAGUACUUCUUAAUGGUAUGAUGCCUAAAUUACCAGUAAUCACACCAGAUAAAAAUCCAUUAGAAUUAUUUAUCAACAAUUGUUGUAAAUUAACUAACUUCGAGGAGGACAACAUUGUUGUGCAAACCUUCAACGAAUAAUAUUAGGAAUUUUGUGUUUUGAAUCAUUUACCCUAUGAACAACCAUCAGCUUCAGAAUUACAAAAGAGUUACAAUAUCACCAGCAAAUAUAUUCCAUAACAGUGGGUUGAAAGAGAUGAGGAAGAAGUCCAUAAAGAGGAUGAUGCUCCUCCUUCAUUUAUGAUGAAAGUGCAGAACUGCUUAACAGAUUGCCUUAAGAAAUGUCUACCAGAAUAAUAGACCUACAUUAUUAACAGAUAGAAGAUGUAGAAUCACUAUUCGUUGAUUUUGAAUAAUCCUGAAUUGAUAAAAACUUAGGCUGAAUUAGCAGAAGCAAAUAGAGAACUUAUUCUGUUUGGAGGAUGGUGGAUGGUUGAUUUCUUCACAGUACUGGCUCACUUCAUAACAACAGUUAUUUUAAUUAUUCCUCUUUUCUCGUUUACAAUCUUAGAAAAAAUAUUAUAUGCUCAAUACUCUCUGAUUCCAAUCUAAUAUUUGAUUACCUUAGAGGAUAUAUUAUAGAACUAUUGGGUUGUGCCAUUAAAGUUAUAUAACGAAAGUACUUGGAUUAAGAAUGUCUUAAUUUUGGUUGGUAUCUAUUGGGUCUAUUCAAUUAUUGAUUUGCUCUACUAUUACAUCUCAAUGUAAUUCCCAUAGGAAAACUUCUUUAGAAAGGUGUCCCCUAAGACAGCAAAUAGAAUUCAACUGAUUUUCAGACAAAUUAUGUGGGCAUUGGUAUUGUAUUCAGCAUAUCAAUUAUGUGUUUUUAUCACUCUGGCAUUGGUAUGGUUACUCUUAGGUGCUAUUGUGAAUCCCACUGCAUUUUUGCCAUAUGCAACUGCAGCUGCAACCUUCAUUACAGUCGUCAGUUCAAAGGCUGCUCAAUUCAAGGAGAUAGCAACUGAUGGAUUUGAAACUGUUAUAGCAUACGUGUAGAAGAUUGCCAAAGAUCAAAUGGGCGGUAUGAUUGCUAAGAUGGACUUAAAAGGUAAGAUGCACGACAUGAUGGACAGUGACGCAUUCAAGUCUGUGGCAGGAUAAGCUGCCAGUUUGGGAUUGGUUGAUUAGAGCACUCUUGCUCACAUUGAAGAGAAUGCUGAUGCUUUAUUAAGUAAUCCAGACAAGGCUUUAGAGGCUGCAUCCAAUGCUGCCAGUGAGUUGUAGGCAAUAGCAGCAAAUCCUUAAGCUUUCGUUGCCAAAAUGAUGAAGGAGUUGGAGGAGAAGGCCAUUUAGAUGUUGAAGGAGUAGAUGGCGAAAUAGAUUGAAGGAUAUGGAUAAGAAUUAGCUAAUAUUGCUUUGGCUCUUUUUAAGAAGGAUAAAAACAUGUUCAAAAAUAAUCUCACUUAGUUAAUUUACACUGCAGCGAACACUUUGAAACUUGAUAGUCUUAAGAAGAUUGGUCAACCAAUAAUGUCUUUUGUUUGGGAAUUUGCUUAUCCCAGUGGAAACACAGCUCAGAUGAGUCCAGAAGACUAUUUGGAAGCAUUGAUACAACCAUGUGCAGAAUGCUUUGCUUAAUUGAUUCAAUAAGAGAGUGCCAUCUUAUUCCAAGAUUAGGAUAUGUAGAUGUUUGAGCCAAGAAUAUUGUCCUUGGUUUUAAAGAAGGCUAUUUCAUUACAAAAGCAUUUAUAAUAAGAAAACUUCUUGGGAGUUUUUAAUGAUCUAGAUUAAAUCAUCAAAUAAUUGAAGGAUGAACCGUAAUUCACUUAAAUUAAGUACUUGUCAAAGUAUUCAGGAUUGUUGAAGAUUGCCAUGUCACUUUUCGAAGGUAGAAAGGGUAAUUAAAUUACUUUCCACAAAAUAUUCGGAAUUAUUUCAGGUUUCUUUGAUGAAAUUCCAUAGUUGAAGGACAUGAAAGAUUUAUUGGGUUUGAUUGAAUUGUUAGUUAACUCAUUCAAUAAAUAACACAAGGCAUUACCAACCAAAUUGGUUAGAUAAAGAAUAUCAAAGGCAUUAGAUGUUAUUAAUGGUAUGAUUAAAGGUAGAAAGUCUAAUAUGGAUAAAAUAUUGGAAAAUCCCUCUUUAAUAACUUUGUUGUUUAAUUUCAUGUAGCAUAACUUUGAGAAGAUUCCAAAGGAAGUGAUUAGAGAUGUUUUUAAAUUUAUUUUUGAGAAUUUCCAUGAUGAGAGUGUGAAAUCAAUUAGAGAUUUGGUAGUCAGUGAAAGAGAAUUCAAAAAGCUUAUUCCAUUAAUGACAGGCGUUUUUGAAAUGGUUAGUCUGUUCAUGGAAGAUUCUAGAGAAUUGACUUCAAAUUUGCAUUUAUAAGCAAAUGCAUUCUCUAUUGAUGAGAAGAAAGCUCAAUAAUUAUAAGCCGUUGCUUCUAUAAAAUAUUACAAGUAUACUACUUAUGAAGGUUCAGAGAAUGAGGAGAAACUCUUUGAAAAGUUGCAAACCAAUCCAUUAUUGAUGAACUUGGCUACCUCUUUGAGAUUGGAUACCAAGACAUUGCUUGCCAUCAUAGCUGUGCUUCUAUAAUUGUACUCCAAAUAGGGCUUGUAAGACUUGUUUUAGAUUAUUUCUAAAAUCCAUAAGACUGAAGUCAAUAGAGUUAAACAGUUCUUUUCACUCUUGAUCUUAUUCAAAUGCAACAAUGCAACUCAUUUAUCUAAUGCAUGUGUAGACCUAGAUAUACCUAGGGAAUACGUUAUAUUGGUAUUAUUGGGAAAGAAAGUGCUCGACAUUGCAUAUGCAGAUGAAAGCAACUUGGAGAAAUUGGGAGCUAGUAAUGAAACCAUAGAUGCUAUUAAAAGUCCUGACUUUGAACUCAAGGCAUGGAUGCAAAAACUCAAAAAGGAUGUGGUUGCCAAAGAGGAUAACUCAGUUCAGGGAGGAAACUCUGGCAGAUUGAAGACCUUUUUAAUUGAAACUAUAUCAGAUCCUGCUUGUUAAAUUACAGCUUAAAAGGUAAAGGAUAUUCUAAUGGACGUCGGAAACAAUAACAACCAGUUUGCUCAAAUCACUUAAAGAGAAAUCGAUUUACUCACCAACAUCUUAUUGUUGAAGAAUAUUGAUUUGUUCACUUCUCCAUAAGCAUUAACUAGUGACACCAAGUAAAGUGUAUAUGCAUUUGCAUCAAUUUUGAAUGUUAACAAGUAAUUCUUUGAAGAUUUCAUCAACAUUAUCUUUUUGACUAAUUCAGAUAGAGUAAUUCAAUCUAUUCAAAAUUCCCAGCCUAAAAUUGAUUCAACUAAGGGUGAUGAAUUCAUUUCAAAAGAGAAUCAAAAAGAUUAUGAGAGUUAUUUGGAAUUCAUGUAUUCUAAGAUGGAAAUGAUCCAAAAGAAACAUCAAUUCAUUUAUUCCAAAAUGUAAAACUUAUUCCCCAUGAUCAAAUUGCCAUUGCCAUUAAUUGAAAAGUUGUUAUUCAAUAAGGAUAAAGGAAUGGAUGUAAAUUCCUUUUAUUAAUUGGCUUACUUGAUCAUCGAGAAAGAUGAGAAUGGAAAAUUACCAAAGGGAACACUCAAUUAAUUGAAUAAAUCAGUUUCAUUUUUGACAUCCACUUUAAAUAGUCAAAAUGCUAAGGAUUUGAAGUAGGCUUUGGAUAAGAAAGACUUAAAUGAUGGGUAGGUGUUGGUCAUUUAAAUGCUUAAUGAAAAUUCAAAGUAGAGAUCCAUUACAUUGUUAUUGAAUUUCUUGAUUCAAAAUAGCAAGAGAAGUAAGAACGAUGAGAAAAGACCACUUCCAUAGAUUUAUCACAUUUUCGCUUGUCUUUAUCUCUACUUCACAGGGUAAUGGUGUGAUUUAACAUUGACAUUCGAGGAUCUAGAAACAAAGCAAAUCCAGAAAUAAAAUAUUUUGUAAUAUUUGACUAAAAAAUUGGACAUCAAAUAGGAAUUCUUUGAAGCAAUUCAUACAUUCUUUUUGAAUGACAAUCAGAAGUUCACAUAAACAAUGGUUAAAUUUAUGAGAAGAUAAUAAGCAUGUAAAUUCGAGAAGGAGAACCCAGGAAUUAAGAUACCAUUGUAAUCUUUGGUUAAAAUUCCUGAUCAAUUUGUCUUGAACUUUAUCAAUCUGAUCACAGGUCAAGGAUAUCAAACUUCAUUCUUCUCUAAAGAACUCUCCAUGGAUUCUGGAGUAGUUGAAAUGAUCAGUACAUUAACAACCAUCAAAAAUGCUAAGGUGUCUUCAUAGAGAAUACAAAAUUAUCAAUACUUGUCAACAUCCUCUAAAAAGUUGGGACCAUUGCUAGAUAAAGUUGGAGUAAAGGGAGAUGAAUUUGUGUUGAUUUUGUAGAUAAUCUUCCAAGAUUAUGAAAUAAAUAAUAUUUAGGCUUUGAUAAAUGGAUUGAAAUUGGAGUAGAAAUUAAAAGUUUAGGGAGUUUAAAAUUUAUUGCAAUUAGAUAAAACUGUAUCCAAUUAUGACAAAGAUUGGUUGAAGCAGAUUUCGUCAAUAAAGGACAAUUAAUUAAUCAAAGACAUGAAAGUUAAUCCUGAAAUAGCAGUAAUGACUAAAGGGUUGGUUAGAGGAAAGUAUACAGGAUUGGAAGCAUACAUUAAGAAGCUUCCCCAAUUUGAUUACGCUUAAUGUGAUGGUAGAGCUGAGUACUUUGGAUUAUUGUAAGGUUUGAUAGGUUGCAUAAGUGGCCCAAUCCCAGACUAGUUUAAUGUGAAGGGAUUCUUGGCUAAUCUUUACAAAUUACUGGAAGACCCUAAAACUAAGGAUAUUCCUUAGGAAUUGACUCCAACAAACAAUUCAGUCGAAUAUGCCAUUUAUAAAUUGGUUUAGAUAAUUCAGAUUGAUCCAAUAGUGUUAAUGCUUACUCAAGGAAUGAUUCCUGCUUGGAGAUUGAUUUAAGAGACUUACAUCAAUGAGGAAAAGAAAUGGAUAAACCCAGUUUUGGUCUUGUCCACCUUUUUGACAUUCUAAGCUAUUCCAACACUGUUGAAAGAAAUGUUUGGAGAGGUUGAGUGGUUUAGAUAAAUGGAUGAACUAUUUUAGAAGAUUUAUUACAAUGACUAAGUAGAAGUGCCAGAUUUUGAGCCUUUUUGGGGUGAACCUGAUUGGAUCUAAGAGUAGGAAGAAUGCAUUGAAGAAGUAAAGAAGAAGCUCUUCUCCGACACUAUUGACUCAAUUGAGGAAUUAUAAGAUAUGGUGGAUAUAUGCAAUUUCAAUCCACAAGUCAUUUCAUUUUUGAAUAUUGGCAAAAAUGAUAUCAAAAAUGCCUAAUUGGAUGUAUUGGCAGAUUCAGUGGAGAUGUAUGGAAACUUAACUGGUGAUGAUGAUUUAUUAGGAAUUGCAAAUAUAAUUAGAAAUACACCAUCAACUGAUCCACAAUUCAAUAGAAUUUCUUAUGAUCAAGCUGUGGAAAUGUUGAAAGACGAUCCUGAAGAAUAGCAAAAAUUAAAAGCCUUAUAUCCUUUGAUAUUGUAUCAAUAAAUGAUUAAGGUUUAUCAAGAAACUUGCUCAUUGUUCAUUGAUCCAAGAAGAAACAUGGAAUAGAAAGUGUUGACUGAUUCAUGGAUAAUGAAAGAUAUUGAAUGUUAAUAGACUCCUAUUUUUACAAUGGGAAUUACCUCUACUUUAGCCAGCUUGAGAAGAUCAUUUUGGAAUCCUCAUGAGAAUCAAUAGCCUAGAGAUGAAGAGCAUUAUAAAAUCACUGUCCAAUAGAUAGACUUCAUCUUGACUUCAGUCGAAAGAAUGUACUAUUUCAAGAAUUUCACAGACUAUUUCUCAAAAACAAAGGCAGCCAUACUGAUAGGAUUGUCUUGUGGAUUUGCAAUUUCUGCUGAAAAUAUGAUUUCAGCCAAUUGUACUGCUAGUUUGGUCACUUAUUAAAGAGCCUUGAAACAUAAAUCCUUACAAGCAAACCAAUAACAAAAGGUGUUACACAAGUUUGACUUCUUAAAGGAUCUAAUUGAAAAGAGAUAGGAGGAAUAUUGUUCUAUGUAAAAUAGAUUCUUUAAGUCCUAUCAAUUUAAUAAAAUACUCAAGUAUGGCUUAGAUAUUAUUUCAGAGCCUGAAAAUUAUCUUAAGUUCUCAAUUCAAAAUAUCGAAACUACGCCAGAUUAAGGUAUCAAUUGGGAUGACUACUUCUUUGAUAUCGGAUUCUUACAAGGCAGUUCUCAAAUAACUAAAUGGAUUAGGGCAGAAGGUGUUGAUAAAAAGGUCAGUGCAUAAACUCGAUUACCCAUUUUGAAAGAGAGACUUAAAUAAUUGAUGGACAAAGAAAUUCACGAAUAACAAGACGCUAUGAAAAAGGCAUGGGUCAAUUAACAAAAGUUAAACAUUGAUCCGAAAUAGAAUUCUUCUCAGGAACCUACCUUAGAAGAAGCAGUGCUUGAAGUUGUAGAUGUGAGAACUGGUAAGAAGUGGCUAAGUGUUUUGAGUUCAUAGGAACAAUGGUCAUAAGCAUGUUAUCAAUACAAUGACAAUAUAAGAUUAUUAAUUGAUAUUUGGAAAGGCAAUUACUAAUCAAUAAUUGAACCAGAUACCUAUUUCACAGAUGAGGAACCUGCUGCUGCCAUGGCAUAUUAUGGAUUAGCUGCUUUGUCUGGAGCCUUUUAUAAGGUUAAGAAUGGAUGGAAAUAAAACACUCCUCAAUAGUUAUCAGCCUAUUUAAAUGCUUGUUGUUGGAAUACUUCAUCAAAUAAGAAGAAUUUGCAAGAAAUUUUAUCAGUCUUCUUGAAAUCUUUCGAAGGAUUCACAGUGUUGGCUCAAUCAUUGCAAUAGAAUGUCUAAUUGGUUAACAGCUUUGUUAAUUUGUCUAUGUAAUUAUAUGAGACUGACAUUCAAUAAUCUGAAGAUCAAUUGACUUUGAUCAAAUCAAUGAAUCUCUCCUCUAAUGACACUGAAGUCUUGAAUUCAUUGAUAGAUGCCUAUUUGGGCAAAAUGGAUGUAUAUUAUCAAUUGGCUGAUUACUCCCAAGUCAUUAAUCCUAACACUGCUACCAAAUUUAAGCCAGUCUAGAUGAAUAAUCUAAUUAAAAAAAAGAGAGGAGAUGCAUAGACAUAACAGAAAUAGGAGCAAUAAUUAAAUGAACAAAAGAAAGCAGAAGAUACUAAACCUGAAGAGAUUAAAUAAAAUCCCCCAGAAGAACAAUAAAAAUAAUAAUAACAAUAAUAAUAAGGAAAUGGAUAGAAUCAAGGCCCAGUUCCACCUGAAUUAUAAAAUGCUUAAUCAAAAGAAUAAAAAUAGAAGAAAGCACCUGAAAGGAAAGGAAAAUCUAAAUUAUAAUCUUCAUUUGGUAGUUCUGGAGAUAGAUACUUUUCAAUCAAAACAAUUUUGUUAAAACUACUUUAUGGAUUUGACCAAUCAUAAUUACAUUAAAUAGAGAAGAUUGAUGCCGUUAGAUUUGAUUUUAGCAAAUAUUCAGCCCUAUCUUCUGAUCCAAAAAAGACAGAGGAAUACUUUGUAUUGUUGUUAUGGUAAUUGGCCUAAGCAAUCACCAAAGAAACAUUGCCCAAUGACCUUAGAUUACCAAUCCUAACUGAUUUUGAAAUAGGAUAAUCAAACGAUUUAGCAAAUGAAUACAAGAAUAAUCUGACAACCAUAAGAUUAAUCACCUAAUUCAUAAUAUAGAUAGUAAAUGACGAUUAUUCAUUCUUUUUCUAAAAAGAUGAUGAUGUCUCUGUGGUUUUGCAAAAACUGUCCUUUACUAAAGAGGAUCCUCAAGUGGAAUUGCAAUUCCUAAGAGCCAUGAUAGGUUUGAAAUCCAAUAAGAUGAUGCUUAUUUAAAAUAAACGAGCACUUCAAAAGAAUAAACGAAAUAGUCAAAAUGCAAAUAAACCUGAAUUGUAACUUGAUAUUCAAAAACAAGUUGAAAAUUUAAUUGAAUCCAAAAUUAUUAAUAUUAAACUUGAGAAUAAGAGUGACUAAGAGAAUGAAGAUCUUUCAAAGAACAUUGCUCUAUUAUUUUUAGCAAUAUCAAGUGGUAACAUUGAGAAAAUGUACACGGCUAUUUUACCACAUGAUUCCAUGAGUGCUGGAUUCAUUUUGACUAUGUUCAUGUGGAAAAACAUAUCCACUAUUAUUGGUAAUGAAGAAUUCUUAAAGCCAGAUAAUGCUAUGAGAAUCAUCCCACCUUUACAAUUAUUGCCAUUGUUGAUCUAUUCUUAAAUUAAUGAACAAUAAGAUAAGAAGAAUGGAACUCUCAGAAAUAACCAAAGAUAAAAGGUUAUUACAUCCUUCCAAAUAAUCUUAAAUGCAAUUAAAAAGAAAUAAAACAAACCUGGACAUAGUGACCAGGAAUUCUACAACAAAAUCGAAAAAAUGUCGUAAAGCAGAAAAAAUCAAUCUUUUUCAUGGAGUUUAUGGCUAUUGAAAAUGCCUGAUUUCUUGAGAGUUUAAACAUAAAUUCAAAUGGAAAUGGAAAAGGAAGUAGACAAAUCAAAGAAAACAGCAUUUUCAAGGAGAGAAUGUGAUUUCAUAUUCAAAAUUAUGACAGGAUCAUACUUUGUUGAAAAGAUUGAGUAAGUUAAAUUCAUUGGUCCCAUCUUUAACUUGUAUAAGAUUUGUAAUCAAAUCAUUAACUAUCCUGAAACUGUAAAAAUCUAGAAUAUUGAUUUCAAAAAGAUUAUUCCAAAUACAAUAAUUACAAUAAGUGAUUAUGUACCAGAUGCUAUCAGAACCUAUUUAGGUGUAUUCGACAAGUUUGUUUAAUUGUUUGUUUUCAUCUAAAUACCAGAGAGAUCAUUGAAAGCAAUGAAGGACUCUUCGGACAAGUUAGAAUAAUAAAAAAAUUUAGUUGGAUCUCAAGUUCACUCUUAAAGAGAUGAAGAAGAGUAGGAUUAUGAAGAUGAAGACGAAGAUAGAGAUGAUGAAGUAGAUGAAGAUGAUGAUGAACAGGAGGAUGAAGAUGAAGAUGAUGAAGAAGCAAAUGAUAAUGAAGAAAAAAAAUAAUAGGAUGAUGCUCCUGCUGAUGGAUUAGCUUAGAUUACUGAGACUAUUAAUGAGUUCAUUUUAGAUGUGUUAGGAUAGACUGUUAAUUCCCUAUGGUUAAGCUUUAAGGAAGAAAAUAGGUAGUCUUUAAGUGAUUAAAUCGAUAAACUCAACAAAGAGAUCAAUGAAAAGAAAGCAAACCAAUUAAGAUAAGAUUAAUCUAAAAGAUUAAGCACCAACCUCCCCCUUUUAGGCCAAGGAUAAUUGUUGUAACCACAGAUAUAACAAGGAUAAUAACUACCCAUGCAAUAACAAUUAGGAGGACCUAUUGUGGGACAAACUUAAAUAGUAAUGUAAUAAUAAAUAACAAUGCAAUCAUAAAUCCAACAAUAAAUUCCUUUGUAAUAGUAAAUACCUUUGUAAUAAUAAAUACCCUUAUAAUAAUAAUUACCCUUGCAAUAGUUAAACCAACAAAUGGGAAAUUAAUAACAAAUUAUGCCACCUUUGGCUAUGGUUCCCUAAGGAUACAAUUUCUAAGAAAAAGCAAAGAAAUUGUCAGAGUUGUAAGUUUAGUUGACUAAGAUUGAUGAACAAUCGACUUAAGUGAAACGAUUAAUAUCUGGUAUCAUUUUAUUGCUGACUGGAUACAAUAUUGAUGAUUUGAAAGCUUAAAAUGAUGGUGAGAAGAAACUUCAGGUUUUGUGUUUCAUUAUUGAUUCAGUUCUCUUUAAGAAUCUCAAUCUAUUGCAAUACGUGAACACAGUGAUUAUUAGAGAACUAUUCUAAGAAAUACAGAAUAUCAACAAUUGCCCAUUGAAGUCCAUUACUAAUUAAGACUUUUUAUUCCAAAUUGAAUCCUUAUUGUACACCUUGACUGGUCAAGAUCCUAGCAAUGAGGUUAAGGAUAAGAAAUAAAAGGGUGGAGUUGUUUAAUAGAAGGAGAAGCAAGCAUCAAAGUCUGAUCAAUGGACUAUUGUAUUACCUAAACGAGCUAAAAUAAUUGAAUUACCUAUGGGAGUGAUCAAAUGCAUCUUUGGAUUGGCUAGUUACAAUUUCGAAUAUGUACCUAAAUUGUUGAAGGAAUUGUCAGUUAGUGACAGUGCAAUAAAGAUUGUUGAAUAAAUUAUUAAGUAAGUUUAAGAAAUGGGAGUAUUCGGAGGUAAAUAGUUGAGCAUUGGUGGAGGACAGUAAGAUUCAAAGAAAGCCAAAGAAAUAUAGGAAUUGAUGAAGAAGAUUCAAGAGGGAACAGCCACCAAUCAAGAUAUGUUUAAAGCUAUUGAUGAGGAUGGAACUAAAACUAUCAGUAAGUCAGAAUAUGGAACACUAGCAAAGAGAUUAGGUAUGAAUCUGUCUGAGCACAGAAUCAAUGAAAUCUUUGCUAACAUCAAGAAGGGUUCUUCUUCAGCCAAUUAAGAUUCAUUAAAUGAAAAAGAAUUUGACUAAGCUAUGAAAUAUCUAUAACAGAAGAACACAGACAUGGCUUUAGAUUUUCUGGGAAUUUCUCCAGGAUUAUUAACAAUGCUCUUAAUACAAGGAGCAAUCAUCCUAUUGUUGAUAUUUAUCUUUAUCUUCUUGGGAAUUCAGGCCUUUGCUCUUGGUGGUACAUUUGGUGCAGUAGUUAACAGUAUUCUACCAAUGGCUGCUGGAGGUGGAGCAGGAAGCAAGGCGGAGAAAGUUAGUGAAAAGAAAGGAGAUGAUGAUUAAAUUGGAGACUCUGUUGAUAAAACCCAAAAGAUCAUCUAAUCAGAUACAAUUUGA